Messenger RNA from Sorex araneus (European shrew), 7194 nucleotides. It is a transcript of the gene ABCC9, whose product is annotated as ATP binding cassette subfamily C member 9. Gene Ontology annotation, molecular function: sulfonylurea receptor activity; ABC-type transporter activity; ATP hydrolysis activity. NCBI's taxonomy places the organism in Eukaryota, Metazoa, Chordata, Mammalia, Eulipotyphla, Soricidae. Gene Ontology annotation, biological process: potassium ion transport; transmembrane transport. Gene Ontology annotation, cellular component: membrane. The transcript has 39 exons. The record is from RefSeq and is a predicted model, not a curated record. The coding region runs from base 247 to 4893 and encodes 1548 amino acids.
CUGUGCUUUGCAAAGGGCGCCUGAAGGGACAUAAAACACAAAAGUUAGAAGUUAGCGCCCGGCAGGCUCUGACGCCGGAACCGCGGGCUCGGCGAGCGGAUCGCUGGAUCCGGACGCUGCAAUAUCAGGAUACAGCGACUCUGCGGGUGGAGACCCCCAGGGGCCACCUGCAAGCCCGCGUCGGUCGGUCCCCGGCCCGGUGCGCCCCUCCGGGGAGGAAAGCUGGACUAAACCAGAGAAAGAAGAAUGAGCCUUUCCUUCUGUGGCAGUGAAGCUUCUUCCUACAACAUCUCCCAGGGCGUGUUGCAAAACCCUUGCUUCGUGGAUGCACUCAACCUGGUCCCCCAUGUCUUCCUACUCUUUAUCACAUUUCCAAUACUGUUCAUUGGGUGGGGAAGCCAAAGCUCAAAAGUCCAAAUUCAUCAUAACACAUGGCUCCAUUUUCCUGGACAUAACCUGAGAUGGAUCCUUACUUUUGCUCUUCUGUUCGUGCAUGUGUGUGAGAUAGCAGAAGGCAUCGUCUCAGAUUCGCGCCGGGAGUCCAGGCAUCUGCACCUCUUCAUGCCGGCCGUGAUGGGCUUUGUGGCCACCACCACGUCCAUCGUGUAUUACCAUAACAUCGAGACCUCCAACUUCCCGAAGUUGCUCUUGGCGCUGUUUCUAUAUUGGGUGAUGGCCUUUAUUACCAAAACCAUAAAGCUGGUCAAGUAUUGGCAGUCAGGUUGGGACAUAUCAAACCUGCGUUUCUGCAUCACUGGUAUGAUGGUCAUCCUGAACGGACUCCUGAUGGCCGUGGAGAUCAAUGUCAUUCGGGUCAGAAGAUAUGUAUUCUUCACGAAGCCUCAGAAAGUAAAACCUCCAGAAGAUCUCCAGGACCUGGGCGUACGAUUCCUUCAACCAUUUGUAAACUUAUUGUCGAAAGCAACAUAUUGGUGGAUGAACACACUUAUCAUAUCUGCUCACAAGAAGCCUAUUGAUCUGAAGGCAAUUGGAAAACUACCAAUAGCAAUGAGAGCAGUCACCAAUUAUGUUUGCCUGAAAGAGGCAUAUGAAGAACAAAAGAAAAAAGUAGCAGACCACCCCAAUUCGACUCCAUCUAUAUGGCUUGCGAUGUACAGAGCUUUUGGGCGACCCAUUCUUCUCAGCAGCACAUUCCGCUACCUUGCUGACUUGCUGGGGUUUGCGGGUCCUCUCUGCAUCUCUGGAAUAGUUCAGCGUGUGAAUGAUACUCAGACCAUGGCAAAAUCUCCAGGAACUGCAGACACCCUUUCCUCAAAGGAAUUUCUUGAAAAUGCUUAUGUGCUGGCAGUUCUACUCUUCCUGGCCCUCAUCCUGCAAAGGACAUUUCUGCAGGCUUCCUACUACGUCACCAUCGAGACUGGCAUUAAUCUCCGAGGGGCUCUGCUGGCCAUGAUAUACAACAAAAUCCUUAGACUCUCUACAUCUAAUUUGUCCAUGGGUGAGAUGACCCUCGGACAGAUCAAUAACUUGGUUGCCAUAGAAACAAAUCAACUCAUGUGGUUCUUGUUCCUGUGCCCUAAUCUCUGGGCUAUGCCUGUUCAGAUCAUCAUGGGGGUGAUCCUGCUCUAUAACCUCCUGGGGUCCAGCGCAUUGGUCGGGGCCGCAGUCAUUGUUCUCCUGGCGCCAAUUCAGUACUUCAUCGCCACGAAGCUGGCAGAGGCUCAGAAGAGCACUCUUGAUUAUUCCACAGAGAGACUGAAGAAAACCAAUGAAAUACUGAAAGGCAUCAAGCUUCUCAAGUUGUAUGCUUGGGAGCACAUUUUCUGCAAGAGCGUGGAAGAAACAAGAAUGAAGGAACUCUCCAGCCUCAAAACCUUUGCCCUUUAUACAUCACUCUCCAUCUUCAUGAACGCAGCUAUUCCCAUUGCAGCCGUUCUUGCCACGUUCGUGACUCACGCCUACGCCAGCGGAAACAACCUGAAGCCUGCGGAGGCCUUUGCGUCGCUGUCGCUCUUCCACAUCCUGGUCACCCCGCUGUUCCUGCUCUCCACGGUGGUCAGAUUCGCCGUCAAGGCCAUCAUAAGUGUUCAAAAGCUGAAUGAGUUUCUCCUGAGCGAUGAGAUCGGUGAGGACAGCUGGCGGGCAGGGGAAGGCGCUCUCCCUUUCGAGUCCUGUAAGAAACACACCGGCAUUCAAUCGAAGACCAUCAACAGGAAGCAGCCUGGGCGAUACCACCUGGACAGCUAUGAGCAGUCCACUCGUCGCCUGCGUCCUCUGGAGUCAGAGGACAUUGCAAUCAAGGUCACAAAUGGGUAUUUCUCCUGGGGCAGUGGGAUAGCUACAUUAUCCAAUAUAGAUAUUCGAAUUCCAACAGGCCAGUUAACCAUGAUUGUUGGCCAGGUGGGAUGCGGGAAGUCCUCUCUCCUCCUGGCCAUCCUCGGAGAGAUGCAGACACUGGGAGGAAAGGUCCACUGGAGCAAUGUAAAUGAAUCUGAACCUUCUUUUGAAGCAACCAGAAGUCGGAACAGGUACUCAGUGGCUUAUGCAGCUCAAAAGCCUUGGCUAUUAAAUGCUACAGUAGAAGAAAACAUUACCUUUGGAAGCCCUUUCAACAAGCAGAGGUACAAAGCUGUCACAGACGCCUGCUCCCUGCAGCCAGAUAUUGACUUGCUACCAUUUGGAGACCAAACAGAGAUUGGAGAGAGGGGCAUCAACCUGAGCGGGGGUCAGAGACAAAGAAUCUGUGUGGCCCGGGCUCUCUACCAAAACACCAAUGUUGUCUUCUUGGAUGAUCCAUUCUCAGCCCUGGAUAUACACUUGAGUGAUCACUUAAUGCAGGAAGGAAUUUUGAAAUUUCUCCAAGACGACAAGAGGACACUUGUUCUUGUGACUCACAAAUUGCAGUAUCUAACACAUGCUGACUGGAUCAUAGCCAUGAAAGAUGGAAGUGUCUUACGAGAGGGAACUUUAAAAGAUAUUCAGACCAAAGAUGUUGAGCUUUAUGAGCACUGGAAAACACUCAUGAACCGACAGGAUCAAGAAUUGGAAAAGGAUAUGGAAACCGACCAGACAACGUUAGAGAGGAAGACGCUCCGCAGAGCCAUGUACUCAAGAGAGGCCAAAGCCCAGCUGGAGGACGAAGAUGAAGAGGAAGAAGAAGAGGAAGAUGAGGAUGACAACAUGUCAACGGUGCUGAGACUCAGAACCAAGAUGCCAUGGAAGACUUGCUGGCGGUACCUGACUUCCGGAGGGUUCUUCCUGCUCUUCCUGAUGAUUUUCUCCAAGCUCCUGAAGCAUUCGGUCAUCGUCGCUAUCGACUACUGGCUGGCCACAUGGACAUCAGAAUAUAAGAUCAACAAUACGGGGAAAGCGGAUCAGACCUAUUACGUGGCGGGAUUCAGCAUUCUCUGUGGAGCUGGGAUUUUCCUCUGCCUUGUCACAUCCCUCACUGUGGAAUGGAUGGGCCUUACAGCUGCCAAAAAUCUUCACCACAAUCUCCUCAAUAAAAUAAUUCUUGGCCCAAUAAGGUUCUUUGACACGACCCCCUUGGGUCUGAUUCUCAAUCGCUUUUCAGCUGAUACCAAUAUUAUUGAUCAGCACAUCCCUCCAACCCUGGAAUCUCUAACUCGUUCAACACUCCUUUGCCUGUCUGCCAUUGGCAUGAUUUCUUAUGCUACUCCUGUGUUCCUCGUCGCACUUGUGCCCCUUGGAGUCGCCUUUUAUUUUAUCCAGAAAUACUUCCGAGUGGCCUCAAAGGACCUCCAGGAACUUGAUGACAGCACCCAGCUCCCUCUGCUCUGCCACUUCUCAGAAACAGCUGAAGGACUCACCACCAUCCGAGCCUUUAGGCAUGAAACGAGAUUUAAGCAACGCAUGCUGGAACUGACGGACACAAACAACAUUGCCUACUUAUUUCUCUCGGCUGCCAACAGAUGGCUGGAGGUCAGAACGGAUUACCUGGGAGCAUGCAUUGUCCUCACUGCUUCCAUUGCAUCCAUUAGCGGGUCCUCCAACUCAGGAUUGGUGGGUCUAGGUCUUCUGUACGCGCUGACGAUAACCAAUUAUUUGAAUUGGGUUGUGAGGAACUUGGCUGACCUGGAGGUCCAGAUGGGGGCAGUGAAGAAAGUGAACAGUUUCUUGACUAUGGAGUCUGAGAACUAUGAAGGCACCAUGGAUCCUUCUCAAGUUCCAGAGCACUGGCCACAGGAAGGGGAGAUCAAGAUUCAUGACCUGUGUGUCAGAUAUGAAAAUAAUCUGAAACCUGUCCUGAAACACGUCAAGGCUUAUAUCAAACCUGGGCAAAAGGUGGGAAUCUGCGGUCGGACGGGCAGUGGGAAGUCUUCGCUGUCUCUAGCUUUCUUCCGAAUGGUUGAUAUAUUUGAUGGGAAGAUUGUCAUUGAUGGGAUAGAUAUCUCGAAACUCCCACUGCACACGCUUCGUUCCAGGCUCUCCAUCAUUCUGCAGGACCCAAUACUUUUCAGUGGCUCGAUUAGGUUUAAUUUAGAUCCAGAAUGCAAAUGUACAGAUGAUAGACUCUGGGAAGCCCUAGAAAUCGCUCAGCUGAAGAAUAUGGUCAAAUCCCUACCAGGAGGUCUUGAUGCGGUGGUCACUGAGGGCGGGGAGAAUUUCAGCGUGGGGCAGAGACAGCUCUUCUGCCUGGCCCGGGCCUUCGUCCGGAAGAGCAGCAUCCUCAUCAUGGACGAGGCCACGGCGUCCAUCGACAUGGCCACGGAAAACAUUUUGCAGAAAGUGGUAAUGACAGCUUUUGCCGACCGCACCGUGGUUACAAUCGCUCACCGGGUUCACACCAUUCUGACGGCAGACCUCGUGAUCGUGAUGAAGCGAGGGAAUAUUUUAGAAUAUGACACUCCCGAAAGCCUCCUGGCUCAGGAAGAUGGAGUAUUUGCAUCUUUUGUUCGUGCGGACAUGUGAAGGGGCGAACGUGUACUUCAAAUAAUAUCCAGACCUACUCCGAAGUUCACCAGCCUGAACUUUAAGAAGUGGCAUCUUACUUUUUUUUUCCACAUUUAUGCUUAUGUCGAGGAACAUAAUAUCCAUCCAAUGAUGAAGCCUCUUUCCCUUUAAGGAGAGCAGAUUUUACUGACACAUAAGCUGUUUUCAGUGGAAAAAUCCAUAGUCGUGUUUUCUCAUACCGUUAAGUCUGGAGAGUGUCUCCCUGGCAUAAAAGUCAGUAUUAAUAUAUGCUUACUUGUAAGAACUUAUUUUUCUCCUUUUGUUGGUGUCCUGAGUGUUACCAGAUAAUAUAUGCAAACAAGUUUUCUAAUCAGGAAAUGAGACACUUGGGUUCAAUAUAUAUUGCAUGAGAAUCUCUUCUGUAUUCAUUAGCCUUAGUAAGACAAAUAUCUCCUUUAGCAGUCUCUUUUUCUCAUCUGAAUUGCUUCCUGUUGUCAAAAAGUUAUGGCAUGUAUUGUAAAGUCAUUGCAAAACCAAAGCGUUGGCUACAAAGAUGAUGUAAAUCUGUGGUUGUGAUCCCCAGCCCUGAGAUGCCACAUUAGUCAAAAUUUAGGAUCACACACACAUUGUAGCAUGUAUGUACAGGAACAUGUGUGUGUUGCUAGGAGGAAGAGUGGACUUGUUUUACAUGUGUAUGUCCAGUGAUAACACACAUGCACAAAUUUUAAUGUUAAAAACCCAUCAAAAAUGCAUGGGUUAUUAAUUUUUAUUAAAUGUAAACUAAUAAAUGAAAACAUAUUAAAAAGUUCCUUUCACUGUGGAGUGACAGCCAGAACUCCUUACUACAAUUCUGUGCCCUCUAGUGCAAGUAUUGAUUUUUAUAUCAGGAUCCACAUAUUACUGAUUUUUUUAUGAUGGCCUUACAUGCACUCUGGGAUUCUUAACAAUUACAGCUGAUGAAAUAAGAGAAUUUAUGUUCCCCUUCCUAUAGCUCUUGAGUUCAGUUUCAUUAUAUUGUAUAUCCAUGCUUAGAAAGUCUGUAAUGACUAUACUAUAUGAUAAAGUUUCACCUGAAUGUAGAAGCUCUGUUUAACCAAAAAUAAAUUUCACUGAAAUGAAAAAGAAAUUCUUUUAUUUAUCUUAGAUUAUCAUAUAUAUGUAUGUAUGUACAUAUAUAUACACAUAUGCAUACAUAUAUAUGAACAGCCUCUCAUUGCCUCCGGAAAGCUUAAUGAGAACAGAAUCAGCAACUAAUGGAUCUUGUGAAAGUUUUGUAGGCUGAAUUUACAUGAUGUUUGUAAUCAAGUUAAAGCAUUCUAACGGAGAAAUGGACACUUUACCCAGAGAACUAAUCCCUUGUGGUAUUUGUAAGUCACAGUAACUACUGACAGCAUCAGCCGAAGGAAAUGUGUGAUAACACUGAACUGAGAAUCCCGGUCACUGUUCUUACAGCACAGUGCUCACCAUUUCCUCAUCAAUGACAUGAAUUCAGUGUAUUUAAAUUAACAGGCUUAAUUGUUUUACCAAAACUAAACUGAUUAAAGUUGGGGGUUAUUUUUUCACUGCUUAAACAUUUAUUCUGUUACAUGUAAUACCCAUAGAAUGUAUAAAUGAUUCAGCUUAAAAUAUUUUAUACUGAGAAGGUGAUAAUACAUAGCUUAAAAUAAAUAUUUCAGUUCUUUCAGUUUUACAUAUUUUUUAAUUUCUUAAUGUUUGUUCAAAGUGAAAAUGAUCUAUAUUAAAAUAACAGAAUUAAUGAUUUCAUUGAAGCAACAUUUUUUUUCUAAGAGAAUUGUGGACUAUUAUAAUGGGACUGACAGGUUGUUUAAAAAUUAACGUAGAGGGGCUAGAGCAAUAAUAAAGUGGGUAGGGCAUUUGCCUUGCAUGUGACUGACCUGAGUUCAAUCCCCAGGGCCCCACUUAGUCCCCCGAGCCCUGUCAGGAGGAAGCUCUGAGUAUGGCUGGGUGUGACCCAAACCUCCCCAAAGAAAAUCAACAUUAUAAAAAAAAAAUCUAUUUAGCCCUAGCCCUGAUACCAGAAGACCAUUCUAAGCAGCUGGCACUUGAGCUCCGGGACCACAACUUUUGAGUCUUGUAUUCUUACACUAAUACAAGAGCCUAACCCACAGAAGGUUCUAGAAAAUAGAGCAUAUAUAUUCACUGAUGAUGUGUUGCACUCACCAUGUGCUUCUGAGUUAAUCUCUUGGCAUUUCGUGUUGUGUUUAUUUUACUGUCAAAGACACAUAUUGGCUUGGUGUUAUAUAAUAAAUUACUCUUUUGUUUCAUGAAGAGAGAGAUUGUUCUUUUACAGCCAAGACU